Molecule: messenger RNA, 4645 nt
Organism: Pseudomyrmex gracilis
Lineage: Eukaryota; Metazoa; Arthropoda; Insecta; Hymenoptera; Formicidae
Gene: NaPi-T
Product: sialin
Exons: 9
Coding region: 696-2225 (509 amino acids)
Biological process (GO): transmembrane transport; monoatomic anion transport
Cellular component (GO): plasma membrane
Molecular function (GO): transmembrane transporter activity
Source: RefSeq, a predicted model, not a curated record
GAACUACUGUGCUAAGACCUCAAACCUCAGUUGAGAAACGUUAGCGUGGAAGCACACACAAUAGUAAUAAAUUGAUGUGACGUUGUUAUAUUCAAUUAUCCGAGAGAAAACUAUCUGUUAUCGUAACGUUAUAUAUGUAUAUAGAACCGCAUCGCGCGCACAAAUUAAAUGUAACCAUUUGAUUCGUUCUCCGAUGAAUUAAGAUAGAACGCGAUCAAAAUAUUGGCACGGGGAUUAUAAACUCAAGGACAAACAGAAAAGAUUUGAAGAUUUAUACAGAGGAACGCGUGUUCAUUUAUCGUGACUACCGCGAGGGUAGAGGAUUGUAUGCUGAUUCUCCUACGGUGCACACACCGAUUCUACUUGCGGAACAGUCAUGCAGUGUUUGCCGUGACACUAACUGAUUAACAUACACAUUUGAAGAGAGAUCAAGAAUUCUUAUUUGCCAUAAUAUGAGAAUUUAUAUUAGUAAGAGAGAUCGCUUAGUUAGGUGACGAGAGAAGUCGACCUAUAUAACGCGAGAAAUAAAAAUUUUCUAAUUUUGGAAACGUGUCAAACGCGACACAGGUUUGCGAAUAUCGUUAUGUGAAAAUUGUGAAAAAAAGUGAUGCGCGUUGAGAGAUCAAUCUCACAAUCAGUGAUAUUAAUUGAAUAGUGACAUUAAUUGAAUUAAUUGAUAAGCGGCGGGCAAAGAGAUGGGCAAAAAGAAGGAGAUAUUUAAUUGCCGACAGGUUUUAUGGUGCCUGGCCUUUUGUGGUUUCGCCAUUAAUUACAUGCUAAGAUUGAACUUGAACAUCACUAUAGUCGCAAUGGUGAUACCACAACAAAAACCUGCCGCGAUCGCGCAAUGUAACGUAGAGAAUAGCACGUCAUCCGGGAUUAACAACAAAACGUUACGGGAUAACGUCACUUCACCACUUACAAUAUCGUCGCACAAUGUUACGUACGAAGAUCGGUUUUCUUGGAACGAGUACGAACAAGGAUUGGUAUUGGGUGGUUAUUACUGGUUGCACUGGUUGCUGCAACUACCCGGUGGUCUUCUAGCCAGACGAUACGGCACGAAGCUUGUAUUUGGGCUAGGAAAUCUCAUAACGGCUCUCCUAGGAUUUCUCAUUCCUUACAUGACGCAUCUUUACGCGUUUAUAUUGCUUCGAGUGGUGCAAGGACUAGUCGCGGGUGUCAUAUGGCCAUCGAUGCACGACAUGACCGCCAAAUGGAUCCCGCCAAACGAAAGAAGCAGAUUUGUCAGCGCUUAUCUUGGAAGUUCCGUGGGAGCCGCGAUCACUUAUCCUCUGUGUGCAGCUCUUACCACUUCCUUAGGUUGGGGCGCAUCUUUUCACGCGACGUCUUUGCUGGGUCUAAUCUGGUAUUUCUUCUGGCAUUUCCUUGUGUACGAUUCACCGCAGCAACAUCCGCGGAUCUCUGAUGAUGAGAAAAACUAUAUCGUGGAAAAUAUCGCCGAUUCCGUCAACGAGAAAAACAUUCAAAUACCUUGGAAAUCGAUAAUUUUGUCGAAGCAGGUAUGGAUAGGCAUUGUCGCACAUUGGGGCAUGGGUUGGGGCUUCCUGACUCUCAUGACGCAAGCACCGACUUAUUUCACUGUCAUUCACGGAUGGCAUAUCAACACUACUGGCCUCUUAGCAGGAGCACCACACGUGCUCCGAAUGGUCUUCUCGUACUUCUAUUCGAUGAUGAGCGACUGGUUGCUCCGUACAGAACGAAUGAGCUUGACGAACGUCAGAAAAAUGGCCACUUUUGUAUGCACCGGCCUUCAAGGUCUUUUUAUUUUAGUACUCGGAUACAGCGGAUGUCACCCAUUGCUCGCAGUCAUCUUCAUGAUGAUCGGCACUGCGGUAAACGGCGCUGUCUCCGCCUCUACCCUGGCGAUCUUCGUUGAUCUCAGUCCGAAUUACGCUAGCAUCAUCCUCGGAUUCGCUGGUAUGAUUAUUAUAUGGGCUGGUUUUAUCUCACCGGUGAUUGUUGGCACGUUGACUAAUAAUAACCAAACCGUGGAACAGUGGCACUUGGUCUUCAUCAUUGCAGCUGCCAAUUCCAUAGUCGGUUGUAUCAUAUAUAUAUUAUUCGGUAGUUCGAAGGAACAGCCGUGGAAUCAGUACGGCAAAUUGGACAGAAAGGAACAGGAAACGCAGAGAGUAAAAGCCGUGAAAUACGACAUUGAGACUGAAAGUGAUAAUGAAAAAUCAAGCUUUACUGAGGAAAAUUAAUGAAGGACAGAUGUUAGAUAAAAGAAGAAUAGUCUUUGGCUUAAGAACAAUCGUUACGAAAGAACAAAAAGAAUGAAAGAGCAAAAACAUACAUUUACAAUAUUGCAAUGUAAAUAAAUAAUGAACUAUUUGUAAUACAAUACAUUUAUGUGACUUAGAUGCAAAUCGAGCGCUAAACACGUUUUCCAAAUUAAAUUAAUAUUUAUAUAUGUUUAAAUUUUUUGUGAUUUAACGCACUCUGUCUUCGCACGUGUACAAUGUGUAAAUUGCGGUGCGUAAGUUCCGGUAACAAAAUCGACAAGCGUCGUAUCCGAUUAUCUUCUACCACCUGGCCAACACCACGUUCUUUCGCUUUGGACGAAAGAAUAAACCGGAAUUAUCACAGCUUUUGUUCUGCUGUGAAGCAGAGAAUUAAAUAUUUCAUCUUAGUCUACUUUCUCUGGGCAAACAUCGCGCAGCAAUAAUGAAUGUUAUUUAUGGACCCUGCUGCAAUUCACGUGCUAAUCAAUCAUUGCCAUCAGUCGUAUAAAUAAAAGUGCACAGUUAUUUUUCUUUAUCUUUAUAACUCACGUUAAAGAAAAGAUAAAGCUGCUUUUUUUUUCAUAUUACAUCUAACAACGAAGUUGCACAACUGUUAAUCGCACUGAGAUUGUUGCACCUUAGAAUUUAUAGCGCAGAUAUGACGAAUCGUAAGAUAAUUUAAUAAAGUAAUUUUUUUCUUCUAACAUUGUAAUGUAAUAAUUAAUGGGCACUUUCUAGCUUCUAUAUUACCGUACGUAUUAAUACCUAAGCUCGUAUAUCAAGAUCUUGUUUUCAAAAUCUUGAUAAAUUCUUGCCGGAAGACUAAUUCAAGUAUACGCGGACACAGGAUAUGAAACAUACACUUUCUUCCGGAAGCCAUGACGGUUCGACGUUUCACAAUAAGUUUUAAUUAUCUAGAUAAAUUCAAUCUAUUCUAAAAAUGACGAAAGAUUAGUUGAAAUUUACAAGAUAAUUAAACGUCGUAAUUAAAUACUAUGUCGUAUUUUAAUAUGUUCCCAACUCUGUCUGUAUCACGUGUUGAAGGCUUCUAGAGAUAUUAAAAGAUUGCAUUAUGAACUAAAAUCUUUAAAAAUUAUAAUCACAUGAGUGAUUCGCAAAAGCAUAAAAUAUAUUAGCGCUAUUGGUAAUUAUUCGCAAAUGUCUAAUACGUAUAGUAGUAUACAGUACAGAUAUAUAGAAAACACAGACUAUGCGACUAGACUAUCGAAAACGUGUGAUAAUAACGCAAAUACAAAUGCGCAAUUGGAAGCUCGAAGCUAUUUCUAUAAGCCUCGAUUAAUAUAAUAAAGAAAUAUCGUCUCAAUCAUUUUUAUAAUACAAUUAAGAUUUAGGCCUAAAAUAUAGGAAUCUGUCAUCAGGUAAGUUAAUCAAGUAAGUUUUAUAAUCUAAAAUUUCAUAAUGUAACGUAAACUCUCGCGCGCAUAAAUACACUCGAAAAAAAAGAAAAGAUUUUAUAUUAACUAUUUUGUGUAUUUUUGUUCUAUAUACGCAUAUAUAGAUUCUAUAUUUCUUUACGUAUCUGUAUGUGUGUAUAUCAUAUCAUAAUUAUUUUCUAAAUUUGAUAAAGUUUCAAAUGUGUGCUUCUAACGCAACAAGUGACUGCAUUUAGCGCGUUUGUGUUAAUUCUUUAGAUCCUUCUAUCAUUUAAUAAUUUUAUUCAGUGCUCUCGCUACACAUAAGCAAAGUAAAUGUUUGAAUUAAGGCUAUACAGAGUGCGGCAGGACAAGUGGUGCCAGGAAUAAAAGUUUUUCGUGAUGCUAAUUGUUUGGGUUUUGAAAAAAUUAAUUUUCAUAUUUCAGAACUUAAAUUUAAACUAUUACAUUUUUUCUGUUACGCUCAAACAAUUAAGCGCGCAAUAAAAAGUAAACAAAUUAUGAUAUAAAGUUUUCAGUUUUGAGAAAAUCGAUUUCCUCGAAAACCAAGUCUCACACGAAAAAGUUCCAUUCUUUACAUUUUCAACCUUUUUUUCUUAACAAAGAAAGAAAGAAUUAUCUUUCUUCCCAGUUAUUACCACUAAUACUGCCGCAUCUGUAUGUGUAAUAAGAAACUUCAUAAAUUUGUGUGUAACUUAUAUAUAAUAUAUAAUACAUAUAUUAAACAUAUGUGAAAUUAUUUCUAUAUAUUGAUACGAAAAUAAACUGAUAGGAAUAUCUGUAAAAGAUAUAGAGAAAUAAUAAAUAAAUAAAUAGAUAUAAAUAUACUUUACUUAUGCCUGUUUUAAGAUAGUUAGAAUUAAAUGUUCUUAAUUACUCACUCUUGAUUUUUUUGUUAAUAUUUUAAGAUUUUUUCCAGCAGUAACAGCAUCUAGUAUACAUGUGUAUAAUAUAUUUCUUUUUUUUUAAAUCCAUCUUUUUUAAAAUUUCAUAUUUAGAUAUUAA